UCUCCCCUCCCUAUCAGCCUUUUGCUGCGGUUCACAGAUGAUACGUUUGACCCGGAACUUGCAGCAACAAUUGGUGUGGACUUCAAGGUGAAAACUAUUUCGGUUGAUGGAAAUAAAGCUAAGCUGGCAAUAUGGGAUAUGCAGAAAAAGCGGUUCAGAACAUUAACACCCAGUUACUAUAGAGGUGCACAGGGUGUUAUUCUAGUUUAUGAUGUCACAAGAAGAGAUACCUUUGUCAAGCUGGAUAACUGGUUAAAUGAAUUGGAAACUUACUGCACAAGGAAUGACAUAGUUAAAAUGCUAGUUGGAAACAAGAUUGAUAAGGAAAACCGUGAAGUUGACAGAAAUGAAGGUCUCAAAUUUGCAAGAAAACAUUCCAUGUUAUUCAUAGAGGCAAGUGCAAAAACAUGUGAUGGUGUACAGUGUGCCUUUGAAGAACUUGUUGAAAAAAUCAUUCAGACUCCUGGACUGUGGGAGAGUGAGAGCCAAAACAGAGGUGUAAAGUUAACAAACAAGGAAGAACGAUAUGGAGGAGGAGCAUGUAGUGGAUACUGCCUUGUGUUAUAAACUUUGGGAAGCUUUUUCUUUGCAUAUUUAAACAGAUAGUGACAUCUUUCUGUAAAUAAAUUCAUUAAAUGCUAUUUUUAGGGACCUUGCAGUUUGCACAUAUUUGUUUUGUAUCAUGGUAGUGAACACUUCUGGAAAAAAUGUUUUGCAGCUUUUCCAGGUUGAAAACACUAUGGUAAGCAUGCCCAAUUUGCAAUCUUCAGGUUUUUAUAAGUAGCAUAAAUAAUGUGCAAGAACAAAUGCACCCAGAUUUUUUUGCUCAUAUAUGAUCAUUGUGUAACUACUCUAAACAGAUUCAUUUAACACAUAGACAUUACUGCGUUGUCUGCUUUUUGUCUCAUUUUUAAGUACUCUUGAAAUUAUAGAACAAGAUAGUAUGCACAAAUUCCCAAAAGGAUGCGAGCUAUAAAUACUACAUUUCAUCUCUUCUAGUAAAUGCUUUUUUAUGGUAUUAAAAAUUUAAAACAGCAUGAUUAUACAAUUCUCUAGACAAAUCUGCUAAAUUUUUCUUUCAGCAGAGCUGUCUAAAAUAUGAACUGGCACAGGCCAUAGUUUCAGCACCUUUUUGAAGAGAUGCUUUGAAAGUUUCCUUUGCAAAGCUGGAGAAUGCCUUUUUUUUUUUCCUUUUUAAUCAUUGCUUCAGUUGACUGCUUAACUGGAGUUUUAAUCCUCUGAUAUUUAUAUACUACAUUCAUGAUACUCUUGCACACUGGGUUUUUAUGAUGCAGUCUUCUCUAGACCUGC
Tinamus guttatus (white-throated tinamou) is the source of this 1311-nucleotide messenger RNA. NCBI's taxonomy places the organism in Eukaryota, Metazoa, Chordata, Aves, Tinamiformes, Tinamidae. The record is from RefSeq and is a predicted model, not a curated record.